This is a messenger RNA of Macrosiphum euphorbiae (potato aphid), 261 nucleotides long. The record is from the annotation of a GenBank genome assembly. NCBI's taxonomy places the organism in Eukaryota, Metazoa, Arthropoda, Insecta, Hemiptera, Aphididae.
AUGUUAAUUGUUUUGCAGAUCUGGAAAAUAUUUUCUCUGCGUAAGUUAGCCUACUAUGUUUGCGAUGAAGAAGAAAGAACAUUUUAUGACGAUUUAGAGACAAUAAAAAUCGACAUUCAACAUUGUUGUAUUGAUUUAUUGAGAUUUUUAAAAAAUGAGAUAAAAUCAAAUAUUAUGAAUGACAUUAUUGAUUUAAACUAUAACGAAUACUCGAUGAUUGAGGUUUUGACAAAAUCUAUUUUGUUUUUUACAAAAAUUUGA